Molecule: messenger RNA, 1542 nt
Organism: Dryobates pubescens (Downy woodpecker)
Lineage: Eukaryota; Metazoa; Chordata; Aves; Piciformes; Picidae
Product: paired box protein Pax-3
Exons: 7
Coding region: 1-966 (321 amino acids)
Biological process (GO): regulation of transcription by RNA polymerase II; anatomical structure development
Molecular function (GO): RNA polymerase II cis-regulatory region sequence-specific DNA binding; DNA-binding transcription factor activity, RNA polymerase II-specific
Source: RefSeq, a predicted model, not a curated record
AUGCUGCUGCUGAAAGCCUACCCCAAGACAAACAAGGAUCUGGAGAGGAAUGUGCUGCUGGCCACCUACGGCUACUCCCAGCUCUCGCAGCAAGCCGCAUCAGCACCUCAGUCUGAUGAAGGCUCUGACAUAGAUUCUGAACCAGAUUUACCUUUAAAAAGAAAACAGCGUCGCAGCAGGACGACCUUCACAGCAGAGCAACUGGAAGAGCUGGAAAGAGCUUUCGAGAGGACACACUACCCUGAUAUUUAUACUAGGGAAGAACUUGCACAAAGGGCCAAGCUGACAGAGGCUCGUGUCCAGGUCUGGUUUAGUAAUCGGCGUGCUAGAUGGAGGAAACAGGCAGGAGCCAAUCAGCUGAUGGCCUUCAACCAUCUGAUCCCAGGAGGAUUCCCACCCAGUGCCAUGCCAACUUUGCCGACAUACCAGCUCUCUGAGCCCUCCUAUCAACCCACCUCCAUACCGCAAGCUGUGUCUGAUCCCAGCAGCACUGUCCACAGACCUCAGCCUCUUCCUCCAAGCACUGUACACCAAAGCAGUCUCCCUUCAAAUCCAGAGAGCAGCUCUGCCUAUUGCCUCCCCAGCAGCAGGCAUGGAUUUUCCAGCUAUACAGACAGCUUUGUGCCUCCGUCCGGGCCCUCGAAUCCCAUGAACCCUGCCAUUGGCAAUGGCCUUUCACCUCAGGUAAUGGGCCUCCUGACUAACCACGGUGGUGUGCCUCACCAGCCCCAAACUGAUUAUGCCCUGUCCCCUUUAACUGGGGGCCUGGAGCCCACCACCACUGUCUCAGCCAGCUGCAGCCAGCGAUUAGAUCACAUGAAGAGUUUAGACAGCCUGCCAACAUCCCAGUCCUACUGCCCACCAACCUACAGCACCACCGGCUACAGCAUGGACCCUGUCACAGGCUACCAGUACGGACAGUACGGACAAAGUGCCUUUCAUUAUCUGAAGCCAGAUAUUGCAUAAAUGAACUGUCCACUUCAAGCUAAAGCUGGUCUUGUUUUCCGGUCUCACCCCAAAGCUUGGAUACGAGGGAUCUUCUCAACACACUGCAAUCUAAACUGGGGCAGUCCCGCUGAGAGAAGCAGGCUUGUUGUGUUCUCUCCAGUCAUAGCUUUUAGUUGACUUUUGAAGGCUGGACAAAGCUACACAGAAGACAAAGGCCAAAAGCAAUAAUGAAUAAGUAAAUGCGCCACGGUUCAUUGUAACAGGCUACACAAAAGAGAGCAAAACAUUCCAGUUUUUGUUGUUGAGAUUAAUGUGCAUUGAUUGGGACAAAUGGAACAUUCUGAAACUUGGAGCAGUUGAGCUCUGCCUACUCUGACUCAUCUGACAGCCAGUGCUGACUUCGACUUCAAACCCGCCCGGUUUCUGCAGCGAGGGCGGGAGGAACUCUUUCUGGUUUACACACUGGAAGCUGUCACCACGAGGCAAUGCCACAGUCCAGAGGAAGCUAGGAUGAGUGCAAAGGACUUCCAGACCAACUGACUGGUUGCCUUACUGUGUGUUUGUAAUCAUCUUGUCAAUAAAUGUCACGAGUUU